CAGAAAGCUGUGUAAGAAUUUUUAUUUCGCCUGCUAGAACUAUCUUGGUUUCUUGGAAAAUUAAACAUUUUCCUGUAGUAAGUAUAAAGAACUUGAAGUCAUGCAGAAUAUGAUCAAAAUAUUACAGUGUAACAGCGUUGACUGUAUGAAAAGUAAGUGACUAAUAAUUUGAUAUGCUUUACUCUGAAGACAACACUGACAAUGAACAAGAAGAUUUGCCUUAUGAUGGAGAUCUACAAGACAGAGAUCAAUAUAGUUGUGAUUCACUGAAUUGGGAAGCAUUUAUUUCUGUAGAACAUGCCUCUCCAAGUGUUUCCACAUUGACACCUUCUCCUAUGAGCAGCCAUACAAAAGAACAAUCAGAUUGCAAAAUACAGCUAUCUCAAAGGAAGACAAAUAUGGCACUGUUGACCAAAAAAAAUGACAUAGAAUUUACCAUGACAACAGAAAAGGAAAUACAAGUUGGGGGUUUUAACAGUUCAGGAAGAAAUGAAGAGUUUUUAAACUCAAAAAUGGCAGAUGUCCUUUUACGUCAUUUUCCAAAAGAAGACUUAACAACAUGCCAAUUAAUUGAUUCUGAGACUAUCCCAGAGAUAUCAUUUACUGACAGUUUUGAUGAAACAGUGCUAAAUAAAAUUAAGAUUUCAGAAAAUACAGGGAUAUUUUGCCCAGAAGAAGAAAUAAAGAAUAUUGAAAGAAAAGUAAAUUGUAACUCAGUUGUCAAAAAUUGGGAUUUGACCCAAGAUGAGGCAUCUCUAAUGCCCGAGAGUGCUAAUAAUCUUGUCUGUAAUAGCAAAUACUGCAAAGUGGAUAAUUCACAAUUUGUAAUUCAGAAAGAACCUGCAAUUAAUGAAGACUUAAAUUAUAUCUUGACCCCCAAAGAAGAGUAUCAAAACCAAGAAUAUUUUCUGGAAAACGCUGAAUAUUUUCAUAAUCCCAAAUACAGUGAGCACCAGGUUUAUUAUAGGCUUCGUGAUUCCUCUGAGAUUGCCCCAAAAGCCGAAGAAUUAAAAGGAAAUAACGAAAGCUUUGUAUUUAAAAGAACCAAAUCUUCCCUAAAUUUGUUUAGUAAAGAUGUUCUAGAAGCAAUUACAUUUUUGGAAUCUGAUACAAUCAAAAAUCAAGAAGAAGAAAAAGGAAUAUUUGAACUCAAUCAACAACUAGAGAUGCUGACAAAACAAGCUGAGGUUCAAAACCAUAUUGAUCAUCUAAGGUUUAGUCCUAAGAUACCUCAUUGCUCAAAUUCGCAUACCUCAGAACUUAAUACUAAAGCACAAAGUACUGGAAUAGCUUCCAAAAUGUUUGUAUUUUCACCUGUAACCAUACCCGUGGAGGACAUGCUUGAUUUCUCCCAAUCCCCUCAUUCAGAAUCACAGUCUAAAAAAAUAACUUCAUCAUUACCGUCAGCUGAUACAGUAAGAGGAUCAUCUGUGAACCCUCCUUUUCUGCAAAAUAUAACAGAUGACAAGGAACAGACAUUAAAGAAGCAGACUGAAGAGCUGAAAGCAAAUGUUGAUAUAUUUUCUGAGUGUAUUAAACAGGAUGUAUUCUCAGUACAAGAACACCUUCAGUUUUUGCAACUUUUAAAAGAACAACUAGAGCAACUGGAACAGAAUUAUAUAGCUACCAAGGAAAAGCAUCAUGCUUUGCAACUUCAAAAUCAUAAGCAUUCUUCAAGAAAUAUUGGAGAAUUUGAUCCUAACAGAAAAGUAGAAGGGGAAAUAUUUAAACUUGGGAUGCUCCUUGAAGAUAUCAAAGAGAAAAUUGAGAAGACAUUCAGUCCAUAUUCCUCAACAUAUAUAAUAUCACCGUCACUCAAACCCCAUCAGGCUCCUGCUUGUUCAAGCUAUUCUGAGAGUCCUUUGAUUAGAAGCAUCAGCGAAUCUCCAAAAAGGAAUGUUGCAGGAGUAAAUAUUCCCCAAAAUGAGAACUAUUGGAAGAAUCUAAGACAUCCUAUAGAAUUAACUACGCAGAAAGCAUAUAAAAAAUCUAUACAAGGUGAUAGCAACCAUCCCUUCCAGCAAAAUCAUCUAGAAUUGCAAAAGAAAAAUAUCUGUGAAAAAACAAUGGCAUCUGUGGACAAAGCAAGAGAGCUAACAAAUAAGCAAUCUAUUCAUAUUGAAGAAUUUGAACAAUACUACAGACCCCUUAAAAUAAAUCAGAAUUAUAAUAAAGGACAAGAAAAUACAGAUGGAAAUAAAAAAAUGGAAUACAGAAAAGCAAACAGAGGAAAUUCUGACUAUGAAAAAUUUUCAAUCUCCUUUGAAGAAAAGCCACUGGAUUUAGAUGUAACAGGUUCUUCACAAAAGAAUAGCAUUGCCCUUCAAAGGAUUUGUAAAGAUAAACAAAGAGAAUAUUUUAUAGACAGAUUAUGUGACAGGCAGAAUCUAAAUAUUCCCCAAACGCGCUAUUCAAAGAUGCAUGAUACCAUUAUCCUUUCACCACAGUACCUCUCUGGUAGGAAUAUCAGUGGAAGGCAGUCGAUCAGUAAUCGGAGAAAAAGGCGAAGCAAAGACACAAAUAGCAUGAUAUUAAACUCCACUUUGGAUCAUGCUAUUCAGGCGGCAAACAAUUUGAAGAAAACAACAGAACACAUGAUGCAAGCUGUCUUAGAAGAUUUAGCCAAGGUUAAAAUUCAGGCAUUAUCCAGCGGCACAGCUCAUCAGUACUGACAGUGCAUUUUGAAGAAUAAACUGAAUCUAAAAGAGAGAAGACUUCCAUGCAUAAAAAAAUUAAAUAUACCAUUGUAAAAAGAAAGAAACUUCUCAUGUUGGUUUUGAUGUAGCUAAAUCCCAUGUUCUAAAUAAAUCUAAUUAUUUUUGUUAUGCCACAUAUCAUCUUAGAUAUACCAAACAGUAUCUUACUCAAUUUUAGAUCAUAAAAUGUUUUUGUUUUCUUAAAAAGUAUAUGGUUCUUUGUAAUAAAAUAUCAU
Messenger RNA from Python bivittatus (Burmese python), 2932 nucleotides. It is a transcript of the gene AKNAD1, whose product is annotated as AKNA domain containing 1. Lineage: Eukaryota; Metazoa; Chordata; Lepidosauria; Squamata; Pythonidae. The record is from RefSeq and is a predicted model, not a curated record.